AUGGAGAACACACAGGGUGGAAACCAAGGGGGCUGGUUCAGGAUCACAAUUCCUUACGGAAUAAAGUAUAACAAGACAUGGUUACUAAACUCAAUCCAAAAUCACUGUAGUGUCCCCUUCACCAUGGUCGAUUUCCAUUAUUUAAGAGACCGGGCCCAGUUCUUUAUCCAGGAUGGUAGUGCUGUCUCUGCAUUGAAGGGUAUCAACCACAAGAUUUGUGAUGAGGAAAAUAAAAAGGUAUUGCUUAUCCCACCUCUCCUUCUUGUAUUUCUACGUGUCAAUACCUCUGUUGUACCUUACUCUGUUUUUGUUACUUAUUAUUCUUAUCACUCUCAGAAUAAAUUGGAGCCAGAAAAAAUGGAGCAGCUAAAGUUAAUCAUGAGAAAAUGCUAUGAUAUUGUCCAAAAAUGUCUUGACCUCCAUAAACUUCGUUUUGACCCAGAGUUGGUGGACCAUGAUAUUGCUAUAAUACUGAAUUGAAGAAACUGCAUAUCUGCCACCCUGCAGAUCAUCAAAGAGAAUUUCUCCAAGAUAAGGCCUUAUCUUUUGUCCUUGAACUUGUGCAAGAACAAACUGUAUCAGCUGGUUGGCCUGUCUGACAUUAUACAGAUAGUCCCCACAGUCAAGAUCUUGAACCUGUCCAAAAAUGAGGUACAGUCAGCCUGGGAGUUAAGCAAGAUGAAAGGGCUGAAGCUUGAAGAGCUGUGACUAAAAGGGAACACCUUAUACAGCACAAACCAGUCCACCUAUAUAAGUGCCAUCAGGGAUUGUUUCCCCACGUUGUUAUGUCUGGUAAGUGCCUACAUUCAUCAUUGUCUCCUCUUAUUAACAUUGAUGACUUCCACAAGCACCCUACAGCUUUUUGGGAGACUUACAGAUAGCCCAUUGUCUUUGUUCCUCUUCAGAUAUUACUUGAUAUAUGACUCUGGAGAUGAACAGAGUCUCCUCAAUGCUUGGCAUGAUGAGACCUGCUUCUCCCUGACCAUUCCCUUAAACCCUGAAGAUGCAGCAUUAAACAGCUUGGAAGACUACUUCAAGGAUACCAGGGACAUUAGGAAGGUUGAGGACUCUGACCUGUGGAUUCAGCUGUUAAAGCAUACAAAGUAUGACAUUGUUGACUCCCUCAAUAUGUUGCCCAAAACUCAGCAUGACUUUCACUCAUAUGUGGUAGACCUGAGCAUCUGGAUGGCGACCAUCCUUAGCAACUGUUCUUUACCUUCCCUGCUCUAUUUUUCUGUCAAUGGGGUUUUUAAGGAAGUGGAAGGAAAUUCUCAAGGUUCUCUCUGUGCUUUCACCUGGACCUUCAUCUUGACUUCUGAUAGCAAUUCCAAUCUGUGCAUUAUGAAUGGACUGAUUGUGAGGAAUACCAAGACCAAAGAAACUCAGAACACCUUCUCCUUUCCAGUACCCACACCCUUCUCAAACUGCAUGCCUACCAUCUCCCAGAAGCAGCAGGAAAUGAUGCAAGUUUUCUGCACUCAGUCUUGGACAAACCUCCUGUGAUCUCAGAAGUGUCUUCAGGACAAUGGGUGGAACUACACCACAGCUGGUCGGGUCUUCACUAUGCUCAAGAACAAGGGAAAGAUCCCAGAGGAAGCCUUCAAAUUAAGGACAAAGACUGCCUGCACCCGCCAACCAGAGACCAUAUAUUGGGAGAGGCAUAUAUUGGGAGAGGCGGAGCAGUACUUCUCCGAAACCAGGGCGUAUGGAAUGGGAAGUUUUAAGAUAUCAGGGUUUAAGUCCCAGCCAAGCACCACGGAGGCAUGGGAGUCGGCUGAGUGGGACAAACUGUGUUUGCAGCACUGUGAGGCAGUGCGGAGUGGCUCUUGA
This is a messenger RNA of Neofelis nebulosa (Clouded leopard), 1830 nucleotides long. RefSeq names its product nuclear RNA export factor 2-like. The record is from RefSeq and is a predicted model, not a curated record. Gene Ontology annotation, cellular component: nucleus; cytoplasm. Gene Ontology annotation, biological process: poly(A)+ mRNA export from nucleus. Lineage: Eukaryota; Metazoa; Chordata; Mammalia; Carnivora; Felidae. Gene Ontology annotation, molecular function: protein binding; RNA binding.